Tigriopus californicus is the source of this 2639-nucleotide messenger RNA. RefSeq lists its product as uncharacterized. The transcript has 2 exons. The record is from RefSeq and is a predicted model, not a curated record. Lineage: Eukaryota; Metazoa; Arthropoda; Copepoda; Harpacticoida; Harpacticidae. Bases 174 to 2477 code for a protein of 767 amino acids.
GUACGAUAAAAUGCGUUCGAACAUUGUUCAGCAAAUGCCGACAAAGGCUAAUUUGCGAACGCAAUGAAUCUUAAGCUUCAUAUUUCAGAUUGAAGACGCUCAAUGGGAUAAACUUAGUGUCCCUUUAACCUUAAAUGUGUAAACGAAUAGGUGGUGUUUAAAACUCAAAAAAAAUGGGGCGUCGAACCAAAGUGAGGGCCCCUACCCAAACACGGACAGUCACCAAGCUCGCCACUAAUUGCACCAGGAUGGCCCAUGUGGUCGAGGGAAAGACAUGCUCUCAAAAUGCGGGCAUGCUCUGGGGCUCGUCACUAUUGGCCAUUCCUAAAUUAAUCACCUUGAACCAAGUCUUGGAAUCGAGAUUACCUACGCAAGCUUUAGCCACCACAUUUCCUGUGGACUGUUACGUUUGUCCUUCGUGUAAAACUGAAACCCAGUCCUUGGAAACAUUUUGCCCAUGCUCUUUCUUGGUAUUCUGCUCAGCGGCCUGUCGGAGUGCCCUACGAAGGGAGCAUAAUUAUGGAUCUACUUGCAAUGUCAUGAGCAAUCUGAUUUGCCACUAUCAAAAUGGGACCAAAAUGAUCCAAAUGGGAACCUUGCACAACCACUAUGAACCCAACAUUGCUUGGAUUGUCAUGCUCGGGGUCAAGAUUGGUCUCCUACACGACAACACAGCGUGCAUGGCACGUGUCUAUGUGGCUUGUGUGCCGCUCUUGGGAUUGCACAAUUUCAAUCGACACUUUAUCCCAUUGGCUUAUAUUAUGCCCUUAACCCUCAUGCUACAAGGGAAGCCCCAAAUGGCCCACAAUUUCCUCUUCUUGUUCACCUUGAAGGCCUUAAAAAACGAGCCUUUCCUGCCAGAGACCGUCAAAGAUAUGACCAAAUUUGACACCUUGAUCGAGCUCUAUCAUUUAGGUAUGGACGAGGAUAUGUUCAGAAAUUCACAUAUUCGUCGAGCCUUAAUUCGACCGGAGAGCACGGAAGAAGACGUCUACAACCAAAUCAUUAUCGGAGCCAUCAUUCUCAAGUUGAUCUACAUCAAAGAUGUACUGAUGUGUUCGAGUGAUGGUCAGCCAGCAUUGAAACAGAUCGACAUUGUCAAAUCCUAUUUGGCCCGGUUACACCCUAGCUUCUUACUCUUUUUCAAGCUCACGGCCAUGGACGUUCCUGUCCAUCAGAACAUUCUGAAUUACAUCCGCUCAGAAAUCAUGGUCACCGAGCCAUUGACCUUCUUCGACAUUGCUACCGUCAGACACAUGAUACGGGCAGUCAUGAUUAAAUACGCCAUCUUGGAUAUCGUACCCUCUCUACUGAUGGGACGUGUGCUCACGGACUCCUUCAUUGAACCUCCUCGGGAUGAUGGGUGUGGACUUUGCUAUCAAAACAAUAUCGAGAUGGUAACCCCUAGAGACUUUGAUAGGCUGGACAAGUAUCUCGUCUUCGCUGAUGUCCAGGAGUCGGUCAUUGAUAUCUUAGGCGUCAUUGCUCGAAUUGGAACCGAUUCGAAAGCUGUGGACUUGUAUCUGGAGAGGACUUACGGGAUCUUGACGACCUUAUUCCGUAAAAAAAAGAAUACUUGGACCAUGUUUCGGUUGAGACGUGUAGAGGUGCAUUACACCAAACUCCCCAAUAUAUUGCUCCCCAAAGUAGAGAUCCCUAGCCCACCCCAACCCUCCUCCACCCAAGGCGCCGUUAAGCUUGAGAGCGCUCCGGAAGCGAUCUGUUCCUUCCUGAGUUUGGCCAUUGAGGGCAAGUUCUCUUCCACGUUUAGCAAGAUCAAACAAUACUUUGGCAUCGUCAUGGGCAUGGAACAGUGGUUGGGACGAGUGGUUACUCUGGCAUGUGACAUACCCCACGUUUUUCCGGACGCAGCCUCCAACAUUCUUCAUCGUUGCAUGGAGGAGGCCGAUUGGGACCAAAAAUUGCGAGAGAUCCUCGGCCUCGAGUUAACGUUCGACCAAGAUGACAUCGGAACACUAUCGAUUGGCAGUAGUCCAUCGGCUUACGAAGCGAUCGCUCCCGCCCUUAGGAAGCACACGUUUGAAGUGAUCCAGAAUCUGCUGCAACGGGAAGUCCGCACUCGCACCCCUAAUGACACCCGUGGAAUCAACAUCUUCCUCAUAGUGCUCUACCGACGCCUCAAAUUGGCCAUGCCCGAAUUCUACCUCCGGACCGCUUCCAAGUUGGCGUUCUACUAUGCCUUGGUAUCGAUUACGAGCAGGCAACCCUCACUAUCCCGGGCAAAUUUGGACCUCAUGUUCACGUGCAAAUUUGAGGACCUCGCCCGUGCUAUGGCCAUACGUGAAGCCAAAUUUGAGGAAUCGUCCGGUAGGGCCACCCUAACCCUUAUGGAUGAGAAUGGCGUCGCCCGAUGGCUCAAAACGGGCGAUAUGAAAUCCAAUGGGAUGCUCGAUCCUCAACUCACCUGGAUAGAUAUCUGGCCACAAUUUGAUCAAGAGGAUGACAUUUCAUCUUAAGUAUCUUGGAAUUACUUAGUAAACCAUUGACCGGUUACGUCUAAAAUGUUUCAUGUUCCCCCCCAAUUUUGAAUGUGACGGAACAUCAAGUUUGGCUCGACCAAACAAAACUCGCGUGAUGAAACAAUAAUGAUUGAUAUUAAUAAACAACCAAGUUCAGGA